Molecule: messenger RNA, 2882 nt
Organism: Centropristis striata (black sea bass)
Lineage: Eukaryota; Metazoa; Chordata; Actinopteri; Perciformes; Serranidae
Gene: rnf169
Product: ring finger protein 169
Exons: 6
Coding region: 177-1943 (588 amino acids)
Biological process (GO): double-strand break repair
Cellular component (GO): site of double-strand break; nucleus
Molecular function (GO): nucleosome binding; ubiquitin-protein transferase activity
Source: RefSeq, a predicted model, not a curated record
AUAUGACCUAGAUAGAUAGAUAGAUAGAGGGACGGACGGAUGAAUGGAUAAUCUCCACUUGUUUUAUUUUGAAGGGGAGCGCUCGUUCCGUGUCCCAGCUCGCGGUUGGCGCGCUGCUGGCUGCUCCGGUGUCUGCAGGGCGGGGUUUGUUGUGAGAGAGACACUCACCAGGGAAGAUGGCGACCGCAGGGUCCGCCGAACGGCCUGGCAGACCGGCCAGCGUCGCCGCCGCCGCCGCCGCCAGGUACCGGUCCGGGUCCGGAGCUGGUUGCGGGUCCAUAUCCGGGUCCGGGUCCAGCCCGCCGGAGAGCGAGGGGAAGAAGUGUUCGGAGGGGCAGCCCGGCGGCAGCAGCCCGCCCUGCGGACACCCGGCCUGUCCUCUCUGCAGAGCCCGGCGGAGCUCCGGCAGCGGAGAGCGGCUCCGGAGGAGGAGUGACCCGGAGAGGAGCAGCAGCAGGCCGGGCAGGAGGGACUGCGACAGCCGGAGAGAGUUCUUCGUCUCUCCUGCUCUCAUCCCAAAAUGCUGUGAUGUUUUAUCAGGACCGACUGGGAAACACAAGCUGCCGAUGUCUGAGGACAGAGAGGAAGGGGCGAAGAGGAGAAACUGUAAAGAAGAAUCAGUGCGACGUGAUGAAGAGCCUGGAGUUCUGUCCGACUCAGAGAACGAGGAGCCCAUCAGCAGGAGGAUCAGAAACAUCUCGGCCUUCAUCAGGAAACCCAAAACAUCUGCAGCCUUUACAGGUGGUUCUCAGAGGAGUCAGAGCUGCACCGACUCGGUGGAGGACAGAGGAGGGAAGCUGAAGCUCGUCACCCAGCCGACGUUCAUGGACAGAGUCGGCAUCAGUCACAGUUACACAGCAGGAAUCCUCCUGUCGUCUGAGAACAGUCGCUCCGUCUCCGCGCCCAUUAUCGCUCCCGACCGGAGGCUCACCUGGCGAGCUGUUGUCUCAUCAUCAUCGACUCCUCUGGGCCUUCCUCCGCCUCGACCCGAGCGCUCCAUCAGCCCCGAGAGCAACGACAGCAUCUCCGAAGAACUCAACCACUUCAAACCUAUCGUCUGCUCGCCAUGCACGCCGCCAAAACGCCUGCCGGACGGGCGUCUGAUGGAGCCCACCAUCGUGAAGUCCACGCCCAGGAACCUGACCCGCGGCCUGCAGAAGGCCACCAGCUACGAGGCCAGUCCCGCUGUCCUGCAGAAGUGGAGGCAGAUCGAACUGGACCGGCAGAGCCUCAAAGUUAACUCCAAGGCCACGCUGACCAGCCCCGUCAACGAGCUGCACAACAAGACCGCCGUUAGCGAGGAGGCAAAGAUGAAGUCCGGAGACAGAGUCACGUCGGUCAACAAGAGGAGGCUGCUGUUCGACCCUCCAGCCGGAGACACAGACACCUUCCAGAAACAGUCUGUAAAGAUCCGGGUCCCUGCGAUCCGCUACAGCAGCGAGACGACUUUCAGAGGAAGUUCAGACUUUGAGCCGUCGGUCGGUGCUCCUGAAUCCGGCAGCGGAGGAGCGAUUUUCAGUCGAAAACAGUCAUUCUCGCCGUACACUAAAAACUCUGGUUUCCAGUCCUGUAAAAAAGUGCCAAAGGACUCACAGAGUCCAAGGAAGGAGUCUGACAGUGUCCUCCACAACCAGUCUACCUCAAGGAGGGGCAAGAAGAGGGAACAGAAGACCAAACACCUGGACUCGGAGCAGGACUCUGACCUGAAAAGGAGCCGGUCCGUCAGCCAGGAGGCCUUCGACGAGAGGUACGUGAGUCAGACCCAGCAGGAGCGCCAGGACCGAGCCAUCGCCGUGAAGCUGCAGAGACAGUUCGACCUGGAGAACCAGACCAUCAACCGCCGGAGGAGCCCCGAUAAGUACUUCCUGCGCUCCUGGAUGUCCAAUCAGAACCGCAGGAGGCGUGGCCUGAGGAGAUCCCGACGAAUCAACAAGAAGCACUAGAAAGGGGUCGUCCGCCGACUCUGCAGAAAGACAGAUAGGAAGCGGUUCAUAUAUGCAAAGUUACGAAAAGUAUGAAUGUUUUUAAAAGAUGAGAAAAACGCUGUUGAGGAAAAGACUGAACACUUCCUCCAAACUUUGUUUAUUUUGAUCUUUUCACCAGCAAAUCACCAAAAACUGAAUGAAAAUCAUCUCCAGUCUGAAAUCUGAUCGGUCUGCAUGUCUCCGGAGGACAACCGGACUUUAUUUUGACCAAAAAUCCAAAGACAUGAUGAUAAAAAGACGAUUGUUGCUCUAUAAAUCAACAUAUAACCAGACACCAUUAGUCACAGGCCCAGACCAGGACUGGAGCCCCACAACCUGUUCCAGGUUUUCUGUGUGUCAGGCAGUUUGUGUUAAUGUGAUUUAAACUGUUCUUUAUCAAUUAGGGAACAAAACAAUAUGAACUCAAUAAAGCAUUAUUAUAUACUUAAUUUUAAAUUGGCAAAAAUAUGAAUGGGCUUUGGUCCUCAAACAGACUUUUGCUGCUGGGGUAGAAAGGUGGAUAUAUGACUUCAAUUAAAGAUCAGUUCAAGAUAACUUCUCCAGAGAUAGUCCAUGAAGUUAUGUGAUUAUUAUUUAGAUGUUUCCAGCCCGCUGUUGGUCCUCCGUGCACGGUUUGGAAACCCCAACAUUAAGGGUCAGGAUCAGACAAGAUCAUGAUUUGAAAUCUCCAGUUAAUCUUCCUGCCAGAUGUUGCACCCAAAGAAAAUGAAUUAUGUGCAACUCAUAGACACACAGUGAACCUGGUGCUUCAGGGGCCACUGAAGAUUUGAGGUCUCAGCUGCCACUGGAGGCCUGAAUAUUCAAACCCCGCUGGAGGUCUGAGGCUUCUAGUCUAGACGGAUUUCAGAAAAAAGGCCUACUAUAAGAAGUGAGGAGCAUUUAUGGGUACAAGUCGGG